AUGAUCAUCGACAAGGGCAAGUCUCUGCCACCAGAAGUGGAGCUCAAAAAUGGAAAAGUUUUCGGAAAGAUUGAAUAUUCCAGACACCGUAAUGUUGCGUAUUACUCCUUCAAAGGAAUCCCAUUUGCUCAACCUCCAGUUGGUAAUUUGAGGUUUAGUCCGCCAGUACCAGCGGAACCAUGGAAUGGAACACUGAAUGCAACAGAAUACGGUUCAAAAUGUGUGCAAUUUUCUGGUUCAGGAGGAUCAGAAGAUUGUUUGACAAUCAAUGUUUUCACUCCAAGUCUCACCGAGAAAAAUUUGACUGUGAUGGUGUGGGUUUAUGGUGGAGCCUUUAUUGCGGGAAGUGUUGAUUAUUAUACACCCUGUACUAUUAUGGAAGAGAAAGAUAUUAUUUUAGUCACUUUUAAUUAUCGAGUAGGAAUUUUCGGUUUCUUCUCAACUGAAGAUGAAGUCGCUUCAGGUAAUCAGGGGCUUAAGGAUCAAAUACUAGCUUUGAAAUGGGUACACGAGAACAUCGCACAAUUCGGAGGAUCUCCCGACAAAGUAACUCUGUUUGGAGAAAGUGCCGGAGCUGCAUCCAUUUCUUAUUUGCUCCAGACUCCACUAACAACAGGUUUAUUUCGGGCAGCGAUUAUGCAAAGUGGGUGCACUUUAAACCUGUGGAGUUUGGGGAGAGGAAAAAAGAAAGCCUUGUUGGAAGCUGCCAGAGUUUUGGGAAUUGAAGCAACUGAUUCGCCCACUUUAUUAGAGGAGUUCAGGAAAAUACCUUAUCAAAAUUUGAGUAUAACAACUAGCACUGUUGAUCUUAGUCAAAUGAUUACUGGCAAUCCGUUUAAUGGUUUAUUAUUUAGUCCAUCAAUUGAACCUGAAAGUAACGAAGCUGUAAUAACUGGAAGCAGCUAUGAAAAGAUGAAGAAUGGCCAAUUUCAGCAAGUACCAAUGAUUGUAGGAUUCAACUCAGAAGAAGGACUGAUGUUUUAUGACAUGGUUGCUGUUAUAACCACCGUUUUAGUCCUUAUUUUAAAGGAUGACAAUGAAGAAACUACACCACCAGAGGUCACAUUGAAAAAUGGGGAAGUGUUAGGAAGUAUAGAAUAUUCACAAAAUCACAAUGUUAUGUUUUACUCCUUCAAAGGAAUACCAUAUGCUCAGCCUCCAAUUGGGGAUUUAAGAUUUAGUCCACCAUUACCAGCGAAACCAUGGAAUGGAACCUUAAAUGCAAAAGAUUACGGUUCUAGGUGUGUCCAAUUUCUGACUCUUAUUGAAGGAUCCGAAGAUUGUUUGACUAUCAACGUAUUCACUCCAAGCCUCACCAAGAGAAACAUGACAGUGAUGGUAUGGGUACAUGGUGGAGCUUUUAUUUUGGGAGAAGCUCGACAAUAUCCACCGGAUACUUUUAUGGAAGAAGGGGAUGUUGUUUUAGUGACUUUUAAUUACCGGUUAGGAAUUUUUGGAUUCUUCUCAACUGAGGACGAAGUCGCUUCAGGCAAUCAAGGGCUUAAGGAUCAAAUUCUAGCUUUGAAAUGGGUCCAAGUAAACAUCGAACAGUUCGGAGGAUCCCCAGACAAAGUGACCGUGUUUGGAGAAAGUGCAGGAUCCGCAUCUAUUUCUUAUCUACUUCAAACCCCUUUAACAACGGGAUUAUUUAGGGCAGCGAUUAUGCAAAGUGGCUGCACUUUAAAUUUGUGGAGUUUGGGAAGAGGAAAAAAGGAAGCCUUGUUGGGGGCUGCCAGAGUUUUGGGAAUCAAUGCAACGGAUUCGCCCACCUUAUUGGAGGAGUUCAGGAAAGUACCUUAUCAAAAUUUGAGCGUUGCAACUAGUGUCGUUGAUGUUUCAAAAAUGUUCCUCGACAAUCCCUUCAACGGUUUAUUGUUCAGUCCAUCAAUUGAACCUGAAAGUGACGAAGCUGUAAUCACUGGCAGUAGUUACGAAAAAAUGAAAAAUGGUCAAUUUCAGAAAGUACCAAUGAUAGUAGGUUUCAACUCAGAGGAGGGUCUGAUAUUUUAUUCUGUUAUAGAACUGCUUCUCACCUACAAUGUAUUAUAUACUCUAUUUCCCGAACGAUACGUCCCAGUAAGUAUGCACGUUGAAGAAAGCUUGAAGAAGGAAGUAGGUAGAAUAAUCAGAUCCGAAUAUUUUACAAACUUCCUUAAUAAGACUCAAGAAUCAAUCGACCUCACGAGAGAGCCUCCAGUUGUUACUAUUAAAAAUGGGCAAAUUUUGGGGACGAGUGAAAUUACAAGUAGGGAAAGUAAGGAGUACUUUGCUUUUAAAGGAAUUCCAUAUGCCAAACCACCUGUAAAGGAACUAAGAUUUAAAUCUCCAGUCCCAAUAGAUAAUUGGGAAGGAACUUUAAACACCACACAAUUUGCUAAUUAUUGUAUACAAGUAGCUGGUAAUGGGGGAGUUGAAGAUUGUUUGUACAUAAACGUUUUCACCCCCGAUUUGGAAAAGAAAUAUCUACCAGUAAUGGUGUGGAUUUAUGGAGGAGCCUUUAUAACGGGAAAAUCAAAUAAUUUUCAACCAGAUUUUUUUCUCGAAGAGGAUGUGAUAGUGGUUACCUUAAACUACCGGAUUGGAGCAUUAGGUUUCUUUACAACUGGCGAUGAGGUUGUGUCAGGUAAUGCAGGGCUAAAAUAUCAAAUUUUGGCAUUGAAAUGGGUACAAGACAAUAUUGAAUUUUUCGGUGGAGAUCCCAAAGCUGUUACUGUCUUUGGGCAAAGUGCUGGUUCCGUUUCCGUGUCAUACCUAUUGCAGACAGAACUGACUACAGGAUUGUUCAGAGCUGCGAUUAUGGAGAGUGGUUCAAGCUUAAAUCUUUGGGCUCUAUCUAGAAAUAAAGAGAAGAUAAUGAAAAAUGUUGCCAAAUUUUUCAAUAUUACAACCACUAACAGUCAGGAAAUGGUGGACGGAUUACAAGGAGUAAACCCUCAUUUUCUAACUUUAAUUGGCGAUUUAGCAGAGUCUGUUACAAUGGUUCUUGGGAAUCCCUUACACGGUCUUUCGUUUAGUCCAACGACAGAAUCUGAAGUAGAAGGUGCUGUCGUGACAGGACAUAGUUACGAAAAAUUAGUGAAUGGACGUUUUCAAAAAGUUCCAGUUAUUUUAGGCUUUAAUUCAGAAGAGGCUAACAUGUUUGAAGAUGAGACAGAUUUGGUGAAAUUUUAUUUGCUCGGAAACCAGAUUGUUACAAAUAGAUUUACUCCAAUUGAUAUGAACGUGGACGAAAGCAAUUUCGAUCUAGUUGGUAAACUUAUUUAUGACGAGUAUUUCCCGAAAGGAAUGCUAAACUCUUCUACAUCAGAUAUAUUCAGGUUCAUCAGCGAAAGUCAAUUCGAAAAACCCAUUUACAAAAUGGCCGAGCUGUAUUCAAAACAUGUUCCAACCUAUUUUUAUCGUUUUUCAUACUACGAAGAAGGAUCUCAUAUAGUUCCAGGAGCUGCACACAAUGAUGAAAUGUCGUAUCUUUGGGCAAACGAAAACAGACCUAAUCAUCCAUUAACUAAAAAAAUGGUGAAACUUUGGACAAAUUUCGCAAAGACUACAAAUCCUACUCCCGAAGUUGAUGCUGCUUUGGAUAACGUCCUUUGGGAAUCUUUCGGGCACUCGAAUAAAUACUUGAACAUCGAUGAAACUCUCGUUAUCACAGAUAAAGAUGUUAAUACAAGAAUGAAGUUCUGGCACGAUUUGUACGAGAAAUAUGCGAAUCCGCCUUUUGACACUUAUUGA
Messenger RNA from Aethina tumida (small hive beetle), 3732 nucleotides. RefSeq lists its product as uncharacterized. The record is from RefSeq and is a predicted model, not a curated record. Bases 1 to 3732 code for a protein of 1243 amino acids. The transcript is spliced from 23 exons. NCBI's taxonomy places the organism in Eukaryota, Metazoa, Arthropoda, Insecta, Coleoptera, Nitidulidae.